Molecule: messenger RNA, 6356 nt
Organism: Toxoplasma gondii ME49
Lineage: Eukaryota; Apicomplexa; Conoidasida; Eucoccidiorida; Sarcocystidae
Exons: 2
Coding region: 654-6356 (1900 amino acids)
Source: RefSeq, a predicted model, not a curated record
GGGGGGCCUGCGCAGAGUUCUUGGCCAGUCAACCCGCGCGUGCUUUUCUUUGACGACUUCUUCCGUCGAAGAACGGUCAAAGAACGUCAUUGCAUCUUUUCCUUCAGUUUCUCUCUUCCUCUCAUUGUCUCGCGUCCUGUCUUUGUCUUUUUUUGUGGCCGUUUUCUACUUGUCCGAGUGUCGCACAUCUCCGCUAUUCGCGUCCGGCAGAGAGUCCCCAUCCACCGGCCGAGAGCGGAAGUUUCUUUGCCGCCUGCUCAUCCAACUGUUUUUCUCCGGAUCUAGUUCAGUGUAAACGGGGAAGAAGGCUCUCAGAAAAGGAAGGUGCUCUCUUUCUGAUGUCGUUCCGUGUGCAAAUCGAGGCAUGGAUGAAAAACAGGCCAAACAAGGCUAGGUUUCAGGCAAGCGACCCGUCUUUUAAAACGAACGUGGAAACCUGAUCGGAUUGGCCCAUUCACCACCCGGCAGUCCGGUCCGUCUAGGGCGCUCGAAAGGCUCGAGAUCGUCGGGCGUCGACUCCCGCGAAGUCGACAGCCGGGAAGAGAAUCGUUUCGCCGAGACAUCCAGAGAAAUCGCGUGACUUUUUUAUGCAGCUGUCCUGACCCGCAUAUGAAAUCUCCGCAGAAACUCGACAUGCGCUUGCCUCUUUCACAAUGGCGAGUCGGUCUCACGCAGCGUACUGGGGCCAAGUGGCUCGUGUAAGAAUGAAAGCCGAGAGACGAGGGCAGGCAAAAACACAUACGCCCCUUUUUUCGAAAAACUCUGCAGACCUGUGUCCAGAGACCGUCUCUGGAGCCUGUGCUCUCCACCAGAACGUUUGCAAAGAUGACGGCAUUCUCGAGUUCCUAGGAACGGAAGCCAUCAGAGAGUCUGCUUCUGUGCUUGGAGGGUCGCCAUCUCUCGGCCGGACUUGGGCCUUGUCGUCACCGCCGCCCUCCCCCGUAUCCGUGACAUCUUCCUUCUUCGUCGGACGCUCUCCAUUCUCUUCCUCCUCAGCUUCAUCUGCCGUCUCGCGUUCUCGCCUUACCUCUCGUUCUUCUUCCUCCCUCCCCUCUCCCCCGUCGUCUUCUGAGCCUCCUUCUGAGUCUCCUUCUGAGUCUCGUUCCACACCGUUGUCUGAGUCGUUGUCCAGCUCUUCCGCGUCUCCAGCUGUCGCCUGUGUCUCCUCUGUCUCCUCGAGGUGUGGGGAAGGAGCCCCGCUUCUCUCUCGUUCUCCUUCUCGCUCCCUGCGUCUGGCGAGCCAGCUCCAGACUUCGCGUUCUCCACAUCGGCGCCUCUCUGCUGACUGCAACCUGGCUGGCCUUCAGGAUGGUAGUCGCGAAGGCGAUGCAGGGAUCGAAAAAACGGUUUCCGGCGCGUUUGCGGCCUCGCGUUUGCCGCCGUCCUGGACUUGCGACUGUGAGGAUCGUCUCUCCGAGACACACACACUCGCAGCUGAUUUGGGAGGCGUCCUUCGCGACCUCUACCGCUUGCGUGCUUCCAUCUUUGCGCGCGCCUCCUGUGCCGUUCGUCAUCGCUGUGGCUCUGGGCCUUCUCAGCGAGAAGCGAUCUUCUGCUGUCUCCUUCACCACUCGCAAGAGCUCACGAGUCUCCUCCGUCGACUCCGCUCGGAACUCCUCAAGUCGCGGGACUUCUUCGCGGCUUCGACGGCGGCGUCUUGUUCGCCACUGGACCUGCCUCACCCUCGACCCCUGGCUUAUGAUGCUUCACCUUUAGAUUCUUACGGACCUCAUCGCCUCGUGUCUCCUUCAUCGUCCUUUUCUUCCUCUUCCUCUCUAUCCUCUCUGUCUCCCGCCACGAUGUUCUCUUCCGCUCUUUCACCGUCGUCGUCCUCUCUCUCUUCUGUUUCCUCUCCCUUGGAACCUUCGUCGCGUUUUCCUUCUUCCUUUGAGUCUUUCGAGUCUUUCCCCGAGGCGUCCUGCCGCUCGCCGGCUUCCCUAGACACUCCUGAUCUGCAGGGGACGCGUGGAUACGAGGCGAGUGCGAACUCUCCGUUCAGGCCGCGGCAACUGUGGAGUUUUCUGGGUCGCGUCGGAUCGAUUUUGACGACUCUAGGGAAGUCGCUCCCCUUGCCGCCUUCAGUCGACCUCGGCAAACCUCGCGUAGCUCCAACAGAGUUCGAGGAGCACCUGCGGCGUCUCCUCUCCAGCAUCUCCCAUGUCCUCCCGGCCGUCGAAAGAUCCCCUCAGGACGGGACCCAGAGGACCGACAGUUCUAGCGAAAAGAAAGCGAACGCCCCCGGAAGCAGAGAGACGCCGCAGCUUGCGUCCGAACGUUUCCCCUCGCGCUUACGACAAAAAGCCACAGCGCGGGAAAAAGAAGAAAGCCUUUCACUCCACGCAGGUCGAGCAGAACCUCAGAUUUCUGGAGUCUCCAAAAUCGACCUCAGCGCCUGUCCUCUCACCCAGGAUCUCCAGAACCUCCUCCAUGCAUACGCGUUCGCUGCAACCGCGGCUCUCGCGACAGCGGCGACUCUUCCUGCUCGCGACGCCGCUGAUGAAUGGAUCAUCGCCUCUCUCCACAGCGCCGCCUGGUGUCUUCGCCUCUUUCCCUGCUUCCCGCCGGCUUCCGCGUCUCCUGCCGGUGGUGCGCCAUUUGCAUGUUCUGGAGGGUGGUCUGCUGGAGGCGUCUCGCGCAGUUCUUUGCCGCUCUUCCUGGCCUCUUCGCUGUCGAGCGCCGUCCAGAGUUUCGCCUCGACAGCGCAGGAGAACCUCCCUGCCCUCGCUGCUGCCGCACAGACGCGCAUCCAUCGCCUGAGAGAGGCCGCGCUCCUGGACCUCGUCUGGUCUGUGACGAGCCUCAAAGAGGUGCUCUGCAUGCACGGAGGUGCCGGGAUAGCUUUCGAGUCGCAGGCAGGGCUGGCAGCGCCGAGUGGAGAGACCUUUGACUCAUGGGAGAGUGCAAGGCGAUUCCCUGACCAAGCCGAGGAAGCUGUUGUUACGCCUGUGUUUCGCGGGGGUGCUUCGCCGUACGUGGAGAAGGCAAUUUCACCCGAGCCUGCCUUCUCACCUGACGUCUUCCUGGAAGCCAUAGCCGAGCGGACUGCGGACAUCUCUGAGGGCAGAUCGCACGCGCUGCCCGUUGCCCUGCUCCGAGCUGCCUGCAUCUUUUCUUCCUUUCCACCUUCUCUCUUUGUUCGUUUCUCUCGAAUGAUUCUGAACCUAGGCUGGGACGCGCAUCCAAGCGAGCCAGUCCUCUCAGAAAGUACUCCUUCCUCCGGUUCUUCUCUUGCUUCUACGUAUCCUGUUUCCUCAUCUUGCUCACCCUCUUCCUCUGCGUCGGCUUCCUCAUCUUCAGCUGCGUCUGCGGCUCAUGUUUCCUCGUCUUUGCCUUCUGUUUCUGUCUCUCCUGCCUCUCCGAUGCCAUCUAGAGCUGCCCCGUCACCCGGGUGUCGAGUUUCACCUACGAGGCAUGCAGACGUGCAGGAGACAUUCCUGGCAGCCUCUUCACCAGCGGCUCUCUCUGCGUUGUUGUGGGCCUACGCUCGGUUCCUCACUUCUUCCAGCUUCACUCGCGAGACGUCGGAGUCUUCUCCUAAUGCUCUUCGGAACCACUCCUCCCGGCUUCACAGAGCUGCGUUCUACGCCGUUCUUGAGCACGCCUUCGAGAGUCUCCGGCGACAGCCUGGGUGGGCCUGUAAGGCUGGCGUCUCGCAGCAACUUCCGGCCUCGCGUUUCCACGGGAAGCGGCGCGGGCAGGAGUUGGAGACAGAGGGAAGAGACAAGGCGAGGACAGGGAAAGAGGCUUGGGAGAACCGGUCCAUCUGCACGAGCUGCUGGGCGGCGAGUCGCGUAUUGGAGGUCACGCCCGUUUCCGAGCAUGCAAAUCGCCUUCUGACUCUCGCGUUUCUCCAAGAGAGCCUCCGCUUCUGUCUGCGGCCGGCUUCGGAGGAGCGGCUUUCUGCCUCAGUUGCGGGGGUCCCUGGCGGCUCCUUUUCGCUUCUCGGCGGACCAUUUCUGGACUUGAUGAACCUGCUCGAGGCGAGCUACCGGUGCCGGGUGCUUUCUCUGCCUCUGCUCGACUUUGUGGUCGCGGGACUCGCACGCAAAGAGGCGGCGUCGAUGUCGGUGCGUACUCACCCCGAGCCAAAGUACUUGUCUGUGGGCGAAGAAAACGGGAAGCCGAAGCGAGAUGGAUUCACCUCUCGGGAGGUCUGGGCCGGCGUCGCCUUGUUUGUCAUGCUCGCUCGUCUCUCCACUUUUGCCUCCGAGCAGCUCAUGGAGGCUGUUGCCAGACAAGGCUCUUGGUGCACGCAGUCCAGUUCUGGUCUAGGCCCGGCUGUCGCUGCGGCCAUCGCCGGGCGUCAGCCUGUCUCCAGCAACGCUUCGCGUGAGUCUUCGUGGGGUGGCUGGCGCGCGGCGCCUUCCACUGCAGGCGAGACUGACGAGAAUACGAGCAAAGAACACAAAAGGAGUGGCGAGAUGUCACUGUUUGCGGGGCAUCCGAACGCGGCCGCCCUCAGUGGGAGCAGACCUGCGGACGCGUUGUGUUUUCAGGGGAAAACGGCUUUUCAAGGGACCCCUGACGACGCGGAAACAGCUGAGCGCGCCGUGGCGAAGCUUGCUGAAGGCCGCCGAGUGCUGGUGUGCACUCUGUCGAGGCAUUUCCACGAGGUUCGUGACAGCGAGGUCUCCAACUUGCUCUGGGCACUGGUCAUGACACUGCGCAGUGGUGAGGCAAAAGAUGGCUUCGCUGUCCCGAAAGGAAACGAGACCUCGAGGCAAGUGCUCGCGUUCGACCGGGAAGACGGGAGAGGCCCAUGCACCGCACUCGAAGGCGAUGAGACACCAGGAGCUCACAGAGUCAACGCGCAGGCCGGUCGGCCGGGAGAUCUCGGCCUCCUGCCUGACAAGAGCGACGAAGGAAAGUUGCUGGAGCAAAUUCUGGCGCGCAUGCAUGCGCCGACCUUCGCCUGUCCGCCUGCGCACAUCUCGCGAGUCGCCUGGGCGCUGACGCGGCCGGAACUGGUGGAAUUUGUGGAGAAAGAAGGCAUUCCUCAGCCCAUCGUCAGUGAGAUUCUGGACAAGCUUCUGGCACGUGUGUUGACCGCGAGGCCGGCGGGAGCGCGAAGGAUGAGAGAACGCGAGAGACGGACGGGGCCUCAUAGGGUUGCGGGGACGGGAAGACUCGCGGAGACGCCGAACGAAGCGUGGGUGCCAGGCCCUCUCGUCUCCCUUUUGGGGGUCGAGCGUCUGUGCACCAUCCUUGUGUCUUAUCCGUCUUUCCAACGUUCAAAUGAGAAUGUAAAGAACCGAUUCGUGGGUGCUGCGCUCGACGAGCUCUUCGACCUUUUCUCCGCGAUCGAGGCAUGCCCAGGAAUUGCGAAGGCGCCUCUGACAUCCGCGAAGAGCUGCCAGGCAUCCCCCCAGGGUUCGGGGCUUCAGGGGCGCGUGUCUGGUCCGUCUAAUUCCCCAGUUGCCCUGUCUCGGCUUAUAGACGAAGCGCUCAAAAUGGAGACUCUCGCUGGCGUCGUCUGGGCCUUGAAUGUCCUCAAUCGACGGCAUUCGCUCCUCGUCGCCCUCGUGACUGACCAUGUAACCUCCCGGCUGCUCCAGCACAGUCGGUGCCAGUGGGGGGACGCAGCGGGUGACGAGGAGACAGGAAGCGGCAGUGUGAACGAGAAGACACGGAGCGCACCUAUCCAUAUGGCGGAAGAAGUGGAGAACGCCAUUUCCCUCGCGAAGGCAGGAGGCCCGAGCGUUGGGGCGCCGUCCGAGCCUCAGUGUGGCGGUGUCUCUGCGUCGCAUCUUCAGGGAGAUGGCAGCGGGAAGGAUAGGGAAACGCUGCAGAGGCAAGGCAGGGAACCGCUCGGGGGCGAGAGAGACACAGCGGCGGCAGGCGAAGAUGGUGCAAACUAUGCAGAUAAUUCUGCGUCUCUGCCCACUGGUGUCUCCCUUAUUUCAUCCCCCUCCAGUUCCCCUACCACCCUUGCUCGUUUUCCGCGGCUUCUCAUGACGUUUCUCACUGCCUGUUCAAAACUUCGCUGUGAGUUGCCUACAUCGUUUUUCGAUGCAUGUUCGCGGUACAUGGCAGGUCUCACGGCUUUCGUCGUCGAAGAAGUUUCUCUUCAUGCCGAUGCUUCCUUAGACUCGUUGCCGACUGGACCCUCUGCGUCGUCUUCGUCUCUGCCGGUCGAAGGCGCUUGCUGCAACUCGGAGAAAAGAGAGCAGCUUCUGCCGACUUCGCCUGUGGAUGCAGAGACGCUCGCCUUCUGCAGCCGUUCACACGUCUCCUCUCUCUCGCGCUUCUCGGGAAGGCCGACCUCUGCGCGGAGAUCGAAGGCCCAAAGUGUGGGGCGCCUGGGGACGGCCAGAGGCGGGCGGGGGACGAGACGACGCCUCUGGGCGUGGACGUAG